This is a messenger RNA of Pseudopipra pipra, 18399 nucleotides long. It is a transcript of the gene ZFHX3, whose product is annotated as zinc finger homeobox 3. The record is from RefSeq and is a predicted model, not a curated record. Gene Ontology annotation, cellular component: nucleus. Lineage: Eukaryota; Metazoa; Chordata; Aves; Passeriformes; Pipridae. Gene Ontology annotation, molecular function: RNA polymerase II cis-regulatory region sequence-specific DNA binding; DNA-binding transcription factor activity, RNA polymerase II-specific; zinc ion binding. The transcript has 10 exons. Gene Ontology annotation, biological process: regulation of neuron differentiation; regulation of transcription by RNA polymerase II. The coding region runs from base 3792 to 14777 and encodes 3661 amino acids.
GGCAGUUUCCCAGCUGUACCAGUAGGUUUCUUUACCUGUUUUAGGGUUCUUUAGGUUAUCUUCCAGUGACACAACUGUAACCAGUGUUUACUCCGUACUGAAACAUGAAUGGCCUGUGUGAGCCGACGUCCCGGUGACCUUUGCAAUGGGACUGUGCAAACCCAGUGUGUAGUGCAGAGCUGAUGUAUCAGCUGCGGUGUUUGUCUGAGCAGCCAGUGGAAUGGUUACAGAAUGACCUAAUGCUUCUGAGCCCGCUGUCCCGAUCCACAGCAUCGGUUUUCCCGAAGGGUGGGAAGGAGCAACUGAGCCCAGAAUGCAGCAGCGACUCUGCUUCCUAACAAGGACUGGAUCUGAGCCCUGGCAGAAGAGAUCCGCAUGACUUAUGAGUUCUAACUCUUACCCUCGGCUUGGCCCUUGACACUAGUCUGGAGCGCACAUGUUGUUUGGGUAAAUCCAUAGGAGGAAGGAGCAUUGGCAGGAUUUCUUCCCGAGGCGUGCAAGCCUGCGUGUGUGGAGCAUCGCUGUGGAGCACACCCCGGCAGCGAAGCAGUGACUUUUCCGGCUGGGCUGCCGAGGGUUGGUUGUGUCUUUUCCUGAAGCUGUGUGGCAAGGCUGGAAACUCUGAGCAAUUCAGUGCUUCUCCCUUCACAAGCAUCUCCAGGUGUUUGGUGGGGGUAGGGCUUACUCAAGGUCUUGCAGAUGUACCUGCCCUCUGUGGAGGGACAUGGGGCCCCAAACGGAGCUGUGGCAGCUGGGACUGGUAAGAGCCACUGGAUGGGCACUGAGAGGACAGGGCAAACUGCAGCCAGUGGCAAAAGGACAGGACAGCAUGGACCUCUUUCCAAGGCACUGGGGCUUGGGGGACCAGGGGACUGUGGGGUCUGUGUGACGGAGUGAGGCAGUUUGUCCUCAGCAGCUCUUUGGUUAGUUUUGGAGUUGGGUCAACAAGAGUGCACCGAAAAUGCAAACCAGAUGCAAAUGUAGUUAUUUAUGCAGCAACAUGGGCUGGGAACAGCCUUUGACAAGAACGGUUGGGGGUUUGGAGCAAAGGGGUGAAUUGCACAACAACAGAAUCGUGGGAUGUGUGAUGUUUUGAAACAAAACCUGGCACUUCUGUGGUGUCCUACACAAGAGGAGAGGUUCCUGCAGGACCUCAGAAUAAGCUCUAUGCCCUGGGAGCAUGCAAAUGCCACAUCACGUAUGAGCUAAGCAAGUGCUUCUCUUUGUUGUGUAGAGAGAAAUGCGGCUGAAGCCUGUUUACCUUUGCUGCAAAAUACUCUCAGUGCAGAGAGUCUCUCUGGAAGAAUAAACGCUCUUGUCCCCAGCUGCUCAUGGAAAGCCUUCUGGCCCUCCUCGGGAUCACUCUGCUCUCAAUGGCAGUGGGCUGAGGAUUAGAUAAAUAUUUUCAUGUGUAGUGCAGUAGCUGGCUCAAAGGGAUCAGCAAACUUGGAAUAAUAGUUCAUAACAAAAUGCUUUCUGAAAAGCUUGCCUGACUUGUGUUACUCCCAUUGGCUCAGUUUUAUCUGGUGUGUAGGACAGAGGGAAAAUGUGGAUAAUGUGGAAGGUUCACUUUUUCAAGGAGCCCCUCUCACUCAGUUUCAUGCCAAGUGCUUGAGCCCUGCAGCUUUCAGCCCUGUUUUGUUCAGCGUUUCCUUUGCUUCCUGCUGCUUGAAAAGCUGUUUAUGCUAAUGAUGCCGGGAAGAUCUGAGGGACCGGCUGUGCCCGUGGAUGUGAGCCCUGUGUCAGCCCUCGGGUCCCUGUCCCUCCAGUGAGUGCGCGCAGUGCAGCGCCACUCAGCGUGCCGGGGCUGGAGCACUGCGGAAGGCCAUCCCUCCACGGGGCUGUCUUCCUGCUGGGGGAGGACUGUCCAGUCCUUUUGAGGUGCCUGAUGGAUCUUUUCUUUCUGUAGACCAUUGUGUGCUGCCUCAUCCCCUUCUGGGGCCUCCGGCCCUUCAGGACCUGUGGGCUAGAAUCCCUCAGAACGAGAAAGUUCACAGCGUUCACAGGGACUUCCACAGAGGCAAAACUUCUUCAGUGAAAGGGUGAUCAGGCACUGGCACAGCCUGCCCAGGGCAGUGGUGGAGUCCCCUAGAGGGAUUUAAAAGAUGUGUAGAUGUGGCAUCUGGGGACAUGGGUUAGUGGUAGCCUUGGAAGUGCUGGAGGAACAGUCAAUGAUCUUAAGGUUUUCUUUCCAACCCAAAUGAUUCUGUGGCUCUGUGAAUUCUUGGCUUUGCCAGGAUAACAAACCUGUUUGCGAGGACUUGCAACUCCAAGAGUCUUUGGAACCUAUGAGUCAAUAUUGGUUAGAUGCUUCUUCCACCAGCAGGCAGGUCUGGCUUGCUAAUUCUGUUCCCUGUGCAAAGGUGUUGAACGUGGCCACGCGUCCAGCUGGAACAGGCUGGCACUGAGCAGAACUGUGUGAGAAGUCAGAGCUGAGCUUGGGCUUUUGGUUAGUAAAGCCUUACUGCAGAAGAGGAAGCAGGUGAGAUGUAGAGCUUGUUCAGGAUUUGGCAAGACUGAUACCUUGCUGUGCGUACUCGUCAAACCACGUUUGCUGGUGAGGCAACUCCACUGUGCUCAGGUGUGUGCCAAAACACAGCUUGGUCUUGAUUGGAGAGGUGCAAGAUGUGACUUGCUAUGGGAAAGGGAGAAAUUAGUUUAUAAUUUCUUCUUUAGAAUGUUGAACUUGGCAAAUAAAUAUCAGUACUUUCAGGAUUUUUCUUCUGGUUAGGAAUUGCAUAAGAGGACUCCCAAGGCACUGGUGAUGUAAAAUGUUGACGGAACCCCCUAGCUAGAAAUUACUCUUAACGCUGUGCAUCUGCAUUCCCUGUUACGCUCAGGUUUUGGCUUAUAAGAACUGUUUUAUCCUAAAUUAAGUCCUGUUGCAGAAUCCUCAGCACUUCCCUUAGGCUGGCCAGUAUCUUUCUGCUUUCUGGCACCUUAUGAAUAGGAGAGAGUUAGGAUCCGUGUCUUCUGUUUAGCUUACAAGACAGAAGCUUUUUACAGAACUAGGAGUUGAAACUCUCAGUAUUGCCACGCAGCUCGAAUCUCCAGCCCGUGUUGCCGAGGAAAUGUAAAAAGAUCUUUCUAUUCUAGGAAGUGACUCUUCACAUAUUUGUGCGAUAGCAGCUGCUGCAGAAAUCACAUAAAAUGACAACAUGCUCCUGCCACCUUGUUUUACCCUCUUCUGUGACUGUCCUGCUUGCCAAGUGAAGCAGCAUGUGCUCACCUAAUUGCAGGCAGUAUCAUAAUACAUAUGCAUAAAGGAGCAAAAUUAAAGUUGCUUUGGCAACAUACAUUCUGUUCUUUCUUAAUUUUUGAAUUCUCGAUCCUAGGCAAUUAUUUUUAUCAUGUCUUUCCAUAUGCAAUUUCCGAAGUGUUACCAGAGUGCUGUGUAGCACACCAGGUGCGGGAGGCGACACAGAAAGCUUUGAUGCUCCUGAUUCAUUGUGUCUGCUCCAGAGGGACACAGUGACUGCCUUGUGCACCCCCAGCUCUUGGGAGCUUUGAGCAUACCUGGUCCCAGGGAUCACCACUGUCCCUUCCCAAGCUAUUCUGUGUUUCUAUGACCAUGAAGUUGAGUUGGCUUCUCACUUAUCUUUGAUAUGUCCAUCCCUAGUUUUUAGGCUGGAACAAGUGUCAUUGAGUGCCAUUGCUGAGACAGGAGCUUCUUGGCUGAGCUGGACAACCAGCACUCUUCAGGCUCUGUCCUUCUGAGGAUGCUGCUGAAGGCCAGGCUGAGCGUGUCCGAGCUGUACCGGGUGCAAUGAGCGCUCCGUGCCGGCCCUGCCAUGGAAGGCUGUGACUCACCUGUCAUCCCUGGGAAGGACAAUGGGUGCAGCAUCCCUCAGCACCAGCAAUGGACUGAUCUCAACAGCGCCCACCUCCCCGACCCAGCCGGCAGCAUGGAGCAGCCCGCGGCGGAGAGCCGCGGCCCCCUGGACAGCCUGAGGGUCCCCUUCCCCGAGCGCGUCCCCGAGAGCAGCACGGCGGCGGGUCCCGGCACCGAGCCCACCGGCAAGGAGGUGAGCUGCGGGCAGUGCGCCGCGUCCUUCGCCGGCCUGCAGAGCUACAUGGAGCACCGCUGCACCGGCACCCGCCCACCCCCACCGCUGAGGGGGGAGAGCGGGAGCGAGAGCAGCGAGGACGGCGAGGAGGAGAGCGACGUGGAGAACCUGGCUGGCGAGAUCGUCUACCAGCCCGACGGCUCAGCCUACAUCGUGGAGAGCCUCAGCCAGCUGGUGCAAAGCGGGGGCACCGGCGGCAGUGGGACUCUCCCCUCGCUGCUCCCAAACUCUCUGCCCAAGCAGGGAGAACCCUCCGCCGCCGCUCCCGUCUACCCACAGAUCAUCAACACCUUCCACAUAGCCUCAUCCUUCGGGAAGUGGUUUGAGGGCUCAGACCAGGCCUUCCCGAAUACCUCAGCCCUGGCGGGCAUCAGCCCCGUCCUGCACAGCUUCCGCGUCUUCGAUGUGCGACACAAAAGCAACAAGGAUUACCUGAACAGCGACGGUUCUGCCAAAAGCUCCUGCGUAUCCAAAGAUGUUCCCAACAAUGUGGACCUGUCCAAAUUUGAUGGCUUUGUGCUCUAUGGUAAGAGGAAGCCCAUCCUGAUGUGUUUCUUGUGCAAGCUCUCCUUUGGGUAUGUCCGCUCGUUCGUGACCCACGCCGUGCACGACCACCGAAUGACUCUGAGCGAGGAGGAGCGGAAAAUUCUUAGCAAUAAGAACAUCUCCGCUAUCAUCCAAGGGAUAGGCAAAGACAAGGAACCCCUUGUCAGCUUUCUGGAACCAAAAAACAAAACCUUUCAGCACCCUCUCGUUUCCACAGCUAACCUCAUAGGCCCUGGACACAGUUUUUAUGGUAAAUUCAGUGGCAUUUGCAUGGAAGGCGAGCAGCCCCUCCAGGCUGGGGCAGCCAGCGGAGCGGAGCCACCGUCGGCAACAAGUGUCCUGGCCCCCGGUGCGCUCCUCAACCUGGGUGGGCUGACCAGCUCGGCUCUGAAGACUCCCAUUACCUCAGUCCCCCUGGGCCCACUGGCUUCCAGUCCCACCAAAUCCUCGGAGGGAAAGGACCCUGGGGUGGCAGAGGGGGAGAAGCAGGAGGGGGGCGACCAGGACAGCCUCUCGGAAAAGGCAGAGCCAGUUGAGGAGGUGGAAGAGGAGGAGGAAGAGGAUGUAGAGGAGGAGGAGGAGGAAGAGGAGGAGGAGGAAGAGGAAGAAGAUGAGGAUGAUGAGGGUUGCAAAGGACUGUUUCCUAGCGAGUUGGAGGAUGAACUGGAGGACCGGCCCCAGGAGGACGCUGGGGCUGUGGCAGGCAGCGGCAGCAGCAAAAAGGACCUUGCUCUCUCAAACCAAAGCAUUUCUAACUCUCCCUUAAUGCCUAACGUGCUCCAGACCCUGUCACGGGGCACAGCUUCUACUAGUUCUAAUUCUGCUUCUUCCUUUGUCUUUGAUGGUGCAAACAGGAGGAAUCACUUAAGCUUUAACAAUGAGGGCGGCGGAGCCAGCGUGGCCGAGGGCAGCAGGAGGCUGGACUUUAUCGAUGAAAGUGCCAAUAAAGACAAUGCCACAGCACCAGAACCAAAUGAGAGCGCGGAGGGCGAGGACGGGAGCUACAUCUCCCAUCACCAGCAUGCUGGCCCCCUCUGUGAACUUGGGGGUGGGGAGUGCCCUUCGGGGAGCGGCGUGGAGUGCCCAAAGUGUGACACGGUCCUGGGCUCCUCGCGGUCGCUGGGUGGCCACAUGACUAUGAUGCAUUCUCGCAACUCGUGUAAGACACUCAAGUGUCCCAAGUGCAAUUGGCACUACAAGUACCAGCAGACGCUCGAGGCGCACAUGAAGGAGAAACAUCCUGAGCCGGGCGGUUCCUGCGUCUACUGCAAGAGCGGGCAGCCGCACCCGCGGCUGGCGCGGGGCGAGAGCUACACCUGUGGUUACAAGCCCUUCCGCUGCGAGGUCUGUAACUACUCCACUACUACCAAAGGCAACCUCAGUAUUCAUAUGCAGUCCGACAAGCAUCUCAACAACAUGCAGAACCUGCAGAACGGAGGGGGAGAGCAAGUCUUCAGCCACACCGCGGGGGCGGCAGCAGCAGCUGCGGCAGCUGCGGCGGCCGCGGCCGCCAACAUUGGUAGCACCUGUGGGGCCCCCUCCCCCACCAAACCAAAAACCAAACCUACAUGGCGGUGUGAGGUGUGUGACUAUGAGACCAACGUAGCUAGAAACCUUCGGAUUCACAUGACCAGUGAGAAGCACAUGCACAAUAUGAUGCUGCUUCAGCAAAAUAUGUCCCAAAUCCAACACAACCGGCACCUGGGCCUCGGCAGCCUGCCGUCCCCUGCUGAGGCCGAGCUCUACCAGUACUACCUGGCGCAGAACAUGAACCUUCCCAACUUGAAGAUGGACAGCACUUCUUCAGAUGCACAGUUCAUGAUGGGGGGGUUCCAGCUCGAUCCCACCAACCCCAUGGCAACGAUGACUCCAUCUCUAGUGGGUGGAGAGAUCCCGCUGGACAUGCGGUUAGGUGGUGGACAGCUGGUGUCUGAGGAGCUCAUGAACUUGGGUGAGAGUUUCACGCAAACAAACGACCCGUCUCUGAAGCUCUUCCAGUGCGCUGUGUGUAACAAGUUCACUACAGAUAAUUUGGACAUGUUGGGCCUCCACAUGAAUGUGGAGCGAAGCCUCCCCGAGGACGAAUGGAAGGCGGUGAUGGGGGACUCGUACCAGUGCAAGCUCUGCCGCUACAACACGCAGCUCAAGGCCAACUUCCAGCUUCACUGUAAGACGGACAAGCACGUGCAGAAAUACCAGCUGGUGGCACACAUCAAGGAGGGGGGCAAAGCCAAUGAGUGGAGGCUCAAGUGUGUGGCCAUUGGGAACCCAGUCCAUCUGAAAUGCAACGCGUGCGACUACUACACCAACAGUUUGGAGAAGCUGCGUCUUCACACCGUGAACUCAAGGCAUGAGGCCAGCCUGAAGCUCUACAAGCACCUGCAGCACCAUGAGAGCGGGGUCGAAGGUGAAAGCUGUUACUACCACUGUGUCCUCUGUAAUUACUCCACCAAGGCCAAGCUGAACCUCAUCCAGCACGUGCGCUCCAUGAAACACCAGCGGAGCGAAAGCCUCCGGAAGCUGCAGCGCCUACAGAAAGGUCUUCCUGAAGAAGAGGAGGAUCUGGGGCAGAUCUUCACCAUCCGGAAGUGUCCAGCUGCCGAGGCCGAAGAACCCAGUGAAGAUGUGGAAGGGCCCAAUGAAACAACUGGUGAUGCUGAGGAGCCUGCCAAGGAGCAAGAGAGUGGAGGGGACAAGGACCAGAGUAAAUGGACAGCACCAGCCAGCCAGGCAGAGAAGGAGCUGACGGAGCCUUCAGCGUCCUCUAAGCGGAUAUCAUUUCCCAGCAGCUCUGAGUCGCCUCUCUCCUUUAAAUGGUCAAAAACUUCAGAGGAGACCAAAUCAGAGCAGAUGUACCAGUGUCCGUAUUGCAAGUACAGCAACACAGACGUGAACCGGCUGCGGGUGCAUGCCAUGACCCAGCACUCUGUGCAGCCCAUGCUCCGCUGCCCGCUCUGCCAGGACAUGCUGAAUAACAAGAUCCACCUGCAGUUGCACCUCACCCACCUGCACAGCGUGUCACCUGACUGUGUUGAGAAACUCAUCAUGACGGUGACAACCCCUGAGGUGAUGAUGCCCAGCAGCAUGUUCCUCCCAGCAGCUGCUCCAGAGAAGGAUGGUAACUCAGGCACCGAGGAGCUGGGGAAGCAGCCUGAGAUCUCUGAAGACACAGGGAAGAACCUUUUGCCAUCAGACAGUGCAGAGCACAGCGGGGACCCCAAGCCUGCUCCAGCUGAUCCGAGUGCUGCCCGGGAGGACUCUGGCUUCCUGUGCUGGAAGAAGGGCUGCAGCCAGGUGUUCAAGAGCUCAGCAGCCCUGCAGACACACUUCAACGACGUCCACGCCAAGCGGCCUCAGCUGCCGGUCUCUGACCGCCACGUCUACAAGUACCGCUGCAACCAGUGCAGCCUGGCCUUCAAAACCAUUGAGAAGCUGCAGCUCCACUCCCAGUACCACGUCAUCCGGGCAGCCACCAUGUGCUGCCUCUGUCAGCGCAGCUUCCGAACCUUCCAGGCCCUGAAGAAGCACCUGGAAACCAGCCACCUAGAGCUGAGCGAGGCCGACAUUCAGCAGCUGUAUGGUGGUCUCUUGGUCAACGGAGACCUCCUUGCUAUGGGUGACCCUUCACUUGCAGAGGACCACACAAUAAUAGUUGAGGAAGAUAAGGAGGAGGAGAGCGACCUGGAAGAUAAGCAGAGCCCGACAGGCAGCGAUUCUGGUUCCGUGCAGGAGGACUCUGGCUCAGAACCAAAAAGGGCCUUACCCUUCAGGAAGGGCCCUAACUUCACUAUGGAGAAAUUCCUAGAUCCGUCUCGCCCAUACAAGUGCACAGUCUGCAAGGAAUCCUUCACACAGAAGAACAUUCUCCUGGUCCAUUACAAUUCUGUUUCUCAUCUGCAUAAACUGAAACGAGCCCUCCAAGAGUCUGCUACUGGGCAACCUGAGCCAACCAGCAGCCCAGACAACAAACCUUUCAAGUGUAACACCUGCAACGUGGCCUACAGCCAGAGCUCAACCCUGGAGAUCCACAUGAGGUCUGUCCUGCACCAGACCAAGGCUCGCGCGGCCAAGCUGGAGGCGGCAGGCAGCAGCAGCAAUGGGGCUGGCAACGGCAGCAGCAGCGGCCUCUCCUUGGGUUCAUCCACACCGAGCCCCGUGAGUGCCAGCAACAGCAAUGCUUUUGCAACCACCAGCACGAGCACUUCAGGCACCACUCCCAUUCCCAGCCUGCUCAACCAGGUGUCCAGCGACAGCGUGGGAAUUCCUCCGUUGGGUAACCCUGUAAGCACUAACAUCUCCUCCCCUUCGGAGCCCAAAGAGGUGAACCGCAAGAAACUGGCAGACAUGAUUGCAUCCAGGCAGCAGCAGCAGCAGCAGCAGCAGCAGCAACAGCAGCAACAAGCCCAAACCUUGGCACAGGCACAGGCACAGGUCCAGGCCCACCUGCAGCAGGAGCUGCAGCAGCAAGCUGCUCUCCUGCAGUCCCAGCUCUUCAACCCAGCACUUUUGCCGCACUUUCCGAUGACCACCGAGACCCUUCUGCAGCUGCAGCAGCAGCAGCAUCUUCUGUUCCCAUUCUACAUCCCCAGUGCCGAGUUCCAGCUCAAUCCAGAAGUCAGCUUGCCUGUCACCAGCGGUGCACUGACAUUGACUGGGACAGGUCCAACUUUGCUGGAGGACCUGAAGGCACAAGUUCAGCUCCCUCAGCAGAGCCAUCCACAGCUCUUGCAGCAGCAGCAAGGUCAGCUGUCAUUAUCACAACCCCACUCCGUCCUGUUACAGCAGAGCCAGCACCCAGAGAAGAAGAAUAAAUCCAUAGUGAAGGAGAAAGAUAAAGAAACCCCACGGGAAAGGGAAAACGCAGAGAGGGGAGACAAUAAUGUAACAUUGAAGGAGUCUCUGCCUGAUAACUUAAAGCUCAAAGAGAAGAAGGACUUUGUGCCAGGCAGCAGUUCAGAGCCCUCCAUCCUGCCCCCACGGAUCGCCUCUGAUGCAAGGGGCAACGCCACCAAAGCCUUGCUGGAAAACUUUGGCUUUGAGCUUGUCAUUCAGUACAACGAGAACAAGCAGAAAGUGCAGAAGAAAAACGGGAAGACAGACCAAGGUGAGAACUUGGAAAAGCUGGAGUGCGAUACGUGCGGCAAGUUAUUCUCAAACAUACUCAUCCUGAAGAGCCACCAAGAGCACGUUCACCAACAUUACUUUCCCUUUAAGCAGUUGGAGAAAUUUGCCAAACAGUACAGAGAACACUACGACAAACUGUACCCACUGCGGCCUCAGACCCCCGAGCCACCACCCCCGCCUCCACCGCCCCCCCCUCCGCUCCCUCCCGCUCCUCCUCAGCCGGCUGCCGCUCCUGCCAUCCCUACUUCUGCCCCACCGAUUACUUCUCCCACGAUUGCACCAGCCCAGCCAUCUGUGCCACUCACCCAGCUCUCCAUGCCCAUGGAGCUCCCCAUCUUCUCACCACUCAUGAUGCAAACCAUGCCCCUGCAGACAUUACCCGCGCAGCUGCCGCCCCAGCUGGGCCCUGUAGAUCCCCUACCCGCCGACUUGGCCCAGUUGUACCAGCAUCAGCUGAACCCCAGCCUUCUCCAGCAGCAGCAGAACAAGAGGCCACGGACACGGAUCACUGAUGACCAGCUCAGAGUCCUUCGGCAGUAUUUUGACAUUAACAAUUCCCCAAGUGAGGAACAGAUCAAAGAGAUGGCAGACAAAUCCGGAUUGCCCCAGAAAGUGAUCAAGCACUGGUUCAGAAACACCCUGUUCAAGGAGCGCCAGCGUAACAAGGACUCCCCAUACAACUUCAGCAACCCUCCCAUUACUAGCCUGGAAGAGCUAAAGAUAGACUCACGGCCUCCUUCUCCAGAGCCUCAAAAGCAGGAGUACUGGGGAAGCAAGCGGUCCUCUCGGACACGCUUUACUGACUACCAGCUCAGAGUCCUGCAGGACUUCUUUGAUGCCAAUGCUUACCCAAAGGACGAUGAAUUUGAGCAGCUUUCUAACUUGCUGAACCUCCCCACGCGUGUUAUAGUGGUGUGGUUCCAGAAUGCCCGUCAGAAAGCUAGGAAAAACUAUGAAAAUCAGGGAGAAGGCAAAGAUGGGGAGCGACGCGAGCUCACAAACGACAGGUACAUUAGAACAAGCAACUUGAACUACCAGUGCAAAAAAUGCAGUCUGGUCUUUCAGCGCAUUUUUGAUCUCAUUAAACACCAGAAAAAGCUUUGUUACAAAGAUGAGGAUGAGGAUGGACAGGAUGAUAGCCAGAACGAAGACUCUAUGGAUGCAAUGGAGCUCUUGACUCCAACCAGUUCCUCCUGCAGCACACCAAUGCCCUCACAAGCUUACAGCACACCUACAUCUUCAGCCAACACAACCUCCUCAGCUUUUCUGCAGCUCACAGCAGAGGCAGACGAUUCCUCCACCUUUAGUUCUAAAGUAGAACCUACAGAUGAGAAACCAAAGCAGUCUGAACCUCCAAGUACACAGCAAAACCAAACCCAAGAGAAGCAAGUGCAACCAAAGCAAGAGUCUCAGCAGCAACAGGACCAAGGAGAACAAAAGACAAGUUCAGCACACCAAAAGAUUUCACAGUUAUCCUCCCCCUCCUCACUGCAGCAGCCACCUCCUCCCCCUCAGCCCCCUCAAUGCUCCUUGUCACAGUCAAGCCCAAGUCCAUCUCAGCUCUCACACCUCUCCCUCAAACCCAUUCACACCUCCACCCCUCAGCAGCUGGCAAACCUACCUCCUCAACUAAUCCCAUACCAGUGUGACCAGUGUAAGCUGGCAUUUCCUUCCUUCGAGCAUUGGCAGGAGCAUCAGCAGCUCCAUUUCCUGAGUGCACAGAACCAGUUUAUCCACCCCCCAUUCCUGGACAGAACGCUGGAUAUGCCGUUCAUGCUUUUUGAUCCCAGUAAUCCACUACUGGCGAGCCAGCUGCUGUCUGGAACGUUACCACAGAUUCCAGCAAGCUCGGCCACCUCACCGUCAACUCCAACAUCCACCAUGAACACGCUGAAGAGAAAGCUGGAGGAAAAGGCCAGCGCAAGCCCUGGAGAGAAUGACAGUGGGACUGGGGGAGAAGAACCCCAAAGGGAUAAACGUCUAAGGACAACCAUUACCCCCGAGCAGCUAGAAAUUCUGUACCAGAAAUAUUUGCUCGACUCCAACCCUACACGGAAGAUGCUGGAUCACAUUGCGCAUGAAGUGGGCUUGAAGAAGCGGGUGGUGCAGGUUUGGUUCCAGAACACCCGUGCACGGGAGAGGAAAGGGCAGUUCAGAGCUGUGGGGCCGGCCCAAGCCCACAGAAGGUGUCCCUUCUGCCGAGCUCUCUUUAAAGCAAAGACAGCUCUGGAAGCUCAUAUCCGAUCCCGGCACUGGCAUGAAGCCAAGCGAGCUGGGUACAACCUGACACUGUCUGCUAUGCUUCUGGACUGCGAUGGGGGACUUCAGAUGAAGGGAGACAUCUUUGAUGGAGCCAGCUUUUCCCACAUGCCACCAACUAGCAGUGACGGACAGAGUGUUCCCCUCUCCCCGGUGAACAAGAGCAUGGAACUGUCACCUCGAACUCUGCUGAGUCCGUCCUCCAUUAAGGUGGAAGGGAUUGAAGACUUCGAGAGUCCAUCCAUGUCCUCAGUCAAUCUGAGCUUUGACCAGACAAAGCUGGACAACGAUGACUGCUCUUCUGUCAACACCGCGAUCACAGACACCACCACAGGAGACGAAGGCAAUGCAGACAACGAUAGUGCAACAGGGAUUGCAACCGAAACCAAAUCCACAUCGGGACCCAGUGAAGGUCUGACAAAAGCUGCCAUGAUAGCAAUGUCUGAAUACGAAGAUCGUCUGUCUUCUGGCCUGGUCAGCCCAGCUCCCAGCUUUUACAGCAAAGAGUACGACAAUGAAGGUACUGUGGACUACAGUGAAACCUCCAGCCUUGCAGACCCCUGCUCGCCCAGCCCUGGCGCAAGUGGUUCAGCCAGCAAGUCUGGCGAGAGCGGGGACCGGCCCGGACAGAAACGCUUUCGCACUCAGAUGACUAAUCUCCAGCUCAAGGUUCUUAAGUCAUGCUUUAAUGACUACAGGACACCAACCAUGCUGGAGUGUGAGGUCCUGGGCAAUGACAUUGGACUGCCAAAGAGAGUUGUUCAGGUCUGGUUCCAGAAUGCAAGGGCAAAGGAGAAGAAGUCAAAACUCAGCAUGGCCAAGCAUUUUGGUAUAAACCAAACAAGUUACGAGGGACCCAAAACAGAGUGCACUUUGUGUGGCAUCAAGUACAGCGCUCGGCUGUCUGUACGUGACCAUAUCUUCUCUCAACAGCAUAUCUCCAAAGUUAAAGAAACCAUUGGAAGCCAGUUGGAUAAGGAAAAGGAGUAUUUCGACCCAGCUACUGUACGUCAGUUGAUGGCUCAGCAGGAGCUGGACCGGAUCAAAAAAGCCAAUGAGGUUCUUGGUCUGGCAGCUCAACAGCAGGGCAUGUUUGACAACACCCCCCUGCAAGCUCUGAACCUUCCUGCUGCGUACCCAGCGCUCCAGGGCAUCCCUCCAGUCUUACUCCCAGGCCUCAACAGCCCAUCCUUACCCAGCUUCACUCCAUCCAACACAGCUUUAACUUCUCCCAAACCCAACCUGAUGGGCCUGCCCAGCACAAGCGUCCCUUCACCUGGCCUCCCCACCUCUGGAUUACCAAAUAAGCAGCCCCCGGCCGCGCUGAGCUCGCCCACCCCGGCACAAGCCACAGCAGCCGUGGCCCCACAGCAACCUCCGGCGACGACCCCACAGCCACAGCCGCAGCAGGCGCCCCCACCACAGCGCAAGGAGAAGGAGAGCGAGAAGGCAAAAGAGAAGGAGAAGGCACCGAAGGGGAAGGGGGACCCCCUGCCAGGGCCCAAGAAGGAGAAGGGGGAGGCGCCGGCGGGUGCCCUUGCAGCCCCACUGCCUGCCAUGGAGUACGCGGUGGAACCCACCCAGCUCCAGGCGCUGCAGGCCGCCCUGAAUUCAGACCCCACCACCUUGCUGACGAGCCAGUUCCUUCCCUACUUCGUCCCCGGCUUUUCCCCCUACUACGCCCCGCAGAUCCCUGGCGCCCUGCAGAGCGGGUACCUGCAGCCCAUGUACGGGAUGGAGGGGCUGUUCCCCUACAGCCCCGCGCUGUCGCAGGCGCUGCUGGGGCUGUCGCCCGGCUCGCUGCUGCAGCAGUACCAGCAAUACCAGCAGAGUCUGCAGGAGGCAUUGCAGCAGCAGCAGCGGCAGCAGCAGCAGCAGCAACAGCAGAAAGCGCAGCAGCCCAAAGGAAGCCAAACCCCCGUCCCCACGGGGGCUGCCACCCCGGACAAAGACCCUGCCAAAGAACCCCCCAAGCAAGAGGAGCAGAAGAAUGCACCCCGCGAGGUGUCCCCCCUCCUGCCCAAACCCCAAGAAGAGCCCGAAGCAGAAGGCAAGGGCGCGGACUCCCUCUGCGACCCUUUCAUCGUCCCGAAGGUGCAGUACAAGCUGGUCUGCCGCAAGUGCCAGGCGUGCUUUGGCGACCAGGAGGCGGCCAGCGACCACCUGAAGUCCCUCUGCUUCUUCGGCCAGUCCGUGGCGAACCUGCAUGAGAUGGUGCUUCACGUGCCCACCGGCAGCGGCCAGGGCAGCGGCUCGUACCAGUGCGUGGCGUGCGAGAGCACGGUGUGUGGGGACGAAGCCCUCAGUCAGCAUCUCGAGUCAGCCCCGCACAAACACCGAACAAUCACAAGAGCAGCAAGAAACGCCAAAGAGCACCCCAGUCUAUUACCUCACUCUGCCUGCCCCCCCGACCCCAGCACCGCAUCUACCUCGCAGUCGGCCGCUCACUCAAACGACAGCCCCCCGCCCCCCCGGCCCCCCCCGGCUUCCCCCCACGCCUCCAGAAAGCCCUGGCCCCCGGCAGCCUCCCGCGCCCCGCCGGGGAAGCCGCCACCACCGCCUUUCCCUCCUCUCUCCUCAUCUUCAACGGUUACCUCAAGUUCAUGCAGCACCUCAGGGGUUCAGCCCUCGAUGCCAACAGACGACUAUUCGGAGGAGUCUGACACGGAUCUUAGCCAAAAGUCAGAUGGACCGGCGAGCCCGGCGGAGGGGCCCCGGGACCCCGGCUGCCCUAAGGACAGUGGUCUAGCUAGCGUAGGAAUGGACACCUUCAGAUUGUAAGCUUUGAAGAUGAACAAUGAAAAUGAAUUUAAAUAAAAAAGUUAAUAACAAACCAAUUUCAAAAAUAGACUAACUGCAAUUCCAAAGCUUCUAACCAAAAAAAAAAAAAGAAAAAAGAAAAAAAGAAAAAACGUGGGUUGUUUUCCCAUAUAACGAUGCCGGUGGGUUUUACAUUUCUUUUUUCCUUUCCUUUUAAUAAAAUAAAACUUUGAAAAAGAAAAAAAAAAAAUCUGUUACAUUUGUCCUCUCGAAGGUACUGUUGGUCUGGGAGACGAAGGCCCGUGCUGCCUCCUCGCGCCUGCGGAGCUCGCGCCCCUGUACAUUGCCCCUGUCCGAUCCCCCGUCAAUAGCACAGCAGAGCCCGGCAGCGCUGUAUGGGAAAGCAGCCCACCUGGAGACAGUUUUAAAUUUCUUGCUAUCUUAGCAUUCAGAUACCAAUGGCUUGCUAAAAGAAAAAAGAAAUGUAAUGUCUUUUUAUUCUCAGGUCAAUCGCUCACACUUUGUUCUGUUUUCAGAAUCAUUGUUUUAUAUAUAUAUAUAUAUAUAUAAAAUUUCUUUCAUUUGUUUUGGGGUUUUUGUUUUGUUUUGUUUUUGUUCCAGAAAAGGAUUUUUUUUUUUUUUUUUUUUUUUGUUAAUUUAAAAUGGGCAGAAAGUAUUCAAGAGAAAAACAAUGUGAACUGCUUUAGCUUUUCGGGGAUUUUAAGGGUAGCUUUUCUGCUGAAGCCAAUUCCAAGGGGAAAAGUUAAGCACUCCCACUUUUCAGAAAAAAAAAACCCACACAGAGAGUGUUGAGGACUCGGAGCUUAAAAAAAAAAAGUUUUAAAACAACUGACUUUCUGUAUUUAUGAUAGAUAUGACCAUUUUUGGUGUUGAGUAGAUUGUUGCAUUGGAAAUGAACUGAAGCAGUAUGGUAGAUUUAAAAGAAAAAAACCCUUUUGUGUACAUUUAGCUUUUGUAUGGUCCAGCUGACGGCUUCUCAUUUGAUGUUGUCUUGUUCAUUCCUAGCCAGAUAGAUUGCGAUCCAUCGACUCGCCUGAGCUUUUCUCCCCUUUGUACCUUUAUCCCCAUCCCCAUCCUGUAAUCUUCCACUUAUGGUCGCUACCUUCAUUUCUUAGAGGGUGGUUGCAUAAUUAUUUUAUAAAAACUAAAGAAAGAAGUUCAAAGGGUUUUGGGGGUCAGUAGGAUCCCUUGCAGAAUAUUUUUUGUUGGGGGUUUGAAACUUUUUAAGGCGUAUACAUACGAUUUACCUAUGUCUGUUACCCUUGUGCACUUAUUUUGUUCUUAUUUUCCAUUUCUCUUUUUUUUUUUUUUCUCUUCCCCUCUUCCUUUCCUCAUUUUGUAAAUGCUUCAAAGACUCUGUUCCUGACCUCUGAGCAUCGGUUCUGUUUGUGUAAUUAGGCUGCACUCUGUUCCUUCUUUUGAAAAAAAAAAAAAAAAAGGUUUUGUUACAUUUUUUUUCUCUAAAGAAAAUUCAUGCUUUAAAUAAAAAUCCAAAGACAUACCCUUCACCACUGGUGCAGAAUGAGCAAAAAGGAUUCUUUUUACUUGAGAAUUUGUUUCUGAUUUAAACAAACAAGUCUAAGUUUAAAUAAAGAAUAAAAAAAGUACCCAGGUUGUUAUCUGUGCUUCUUCUGCAAGCAGAGAGACAACUCUUAGUGAGCACCCAGCGCACCCCUGGCAGGUUUCUCUUUCCAAGUUCUCUCCAUGGCAGCAGCGGGUGCCAGGCUCAGGGAUGCCCAGAGCCCCUUGGCCUCCUCCAGGCACCCGGGCACACCUCGGCCCAGACUUUGAAAGGAAAACUUUGUGCUGCUAAAAUGUAGAUUUUGGAGAUGUAGAUGCUUUGCUGUUCCCUUCCGUAACCAAAUGCCAACAGAAAAAACCUCCUUCUCCCCCCCGUUUCCUCUGCCCUCGAAAGCGCGAAAGCCUUCUCCCACCAUCGUCAUCCUCCUCCUGCUUCAAAAGGGAACUUGGAAGACUGUGAAUGCAGGUUCCUCCCACCGCCUCCAGCCGCUCCUCCCCGGGCCGAAGCCACUCGCUGCCUCCACGAGAGAUUGGAGCAUCCGAGAGACGAGCGCGGGUUUCUAGCGGGACACUUAUAUUUUUAUGGAAUUUUGGUUUUAGUUCGAUGAAAGACUAGAUCCUGAACAGUUGUACAUAUUUCUAGGGUAAUGCACAUAUUCCUUUUUUAAUUGUUUUUUAAGUAGUCGAUACUAAAGCGCGAACCACCGGAUGUUCCUCCCAGGACCCAGCUGUAGCACAAGGUGUCAAAACCGGAACCACGUACCCACGGAGCAUUUGCUGUUUUAACAAACUGUUUUCUUUAACAGAAGUUCUUGUAUUUCUCCCCGUGUUUGAGAUGAACAUUUUUUAAAUUCUAAAGUUGUACAGUUUUUUGUUUUCCAUUAUUUUAUCUUGUUUGUAAUUCUAUGAAAUAUAUAUAUAUAUAUUUUUUGCCAUUUAACUGUUGUAUGUUACUCUGUCUGUAUCAUAUAGAAAUUUUUUUGUUUGUUUUGUUUUGGAUUCUCUCUGUGAUGCCAGUUCCCAGUUUAACACGAGCUUUAUCUGUCCAAUUCCUCAAGGUCUCUUUUGGAAAUCCUUUUGUUUUGUCUUGUUUCGGUUUUUUAAUUAUAUUGCUUGGUCAUAGUGCAAUUUCUCUCUCCUCCUUCCCACCCACUAAAAAGUUUUAUAAAUUCAUUUUCUUGUAUUUUUUCUAAAUGUUUCUAGAGACUUUUCAGUGCGAGGUUGCCUCCUCCCCUUACCUGGGGCCAAUGAGGGGACCUCAUGGCCCCGCUGGGAUCCCCAGCCCUGCCAGCGCCGGCCUCGUGCUCGCAGAGCCCCAACACCUGCCCCGGGGGGCUGCGGGAGCGACGUCAGCACACGGGAACACCUGCGUGACCCCGAGCCCACGCGUGGCCUUCCCAGCGAGCAACAGAGAGGGGCCGGGCUGGGCAUGAGGAAAACACUUCAAACUUAGCAUUGAGCGGGUUUCUUUUUUAUUUUUAAUAAAAAGCUUUUUUAAGUGGUGAAGAUGGCCAAAGUUUCAUACAAUUGAGAAUAAAGAGAGGCGUCAGGGGUGUGUGGGGCCGCCCGGGGCUGGCAGGGGACAAGGGGGGCGGACACAGCCGGCACGCUCGCUGAAAUAUAUUUUGCUUUAAGAAAAAAUUAAACUUUUAAAUGGAAGCAGAAAUUGGGGUUGGUUGGUUGGUUGGUUGGUUGGUCGGUUGGUUGGUUGGUUGGUCGGUCAGUUGGUCGGCACUGAUACUGCCCACUGUGAAACAAAGCUUUGACUAUUUUUUCGUUUUUAUUUGGGGGGGCAAGUUUGGGUAGAACAGAAAGCAUAAAUGAGGUGAAGAGGGUUAUGAACAGCCUUUGCAAUGUACAAAAACUAGAGCAAGUGAAACCAAAAAUGAUGUUCUUGGUGUUUUUCUAUACUGUAGUCUUGUUAGCUUUUUUGUUACUGUAACAAUGCUGAUCUCGAACUGUACCAAAAUACAUGAGACUGACAGAAACAAACCACAUGGAACUUUCAAAACUUUAAAAAACUGUCACAAAAGACUUUGUUGUCAUAGUUGAGUUGACUGUAGAUGGUAAUUGAAUAUACUCCUUUGGAACUAUUUCAUCA